AUGGAUGUAAUGCUAUGGAUCAGUAAAUAUUUUGUGGUGUUACAGAUCACUGGGCCUGAUGGGAAGGUGAUCUAUAAAGGUGAGCGAGAGACCAAUGGUAAAUAUACAUUUGCAGCUCACAUGGAUGGUGUUUACACAUACUGCUUCAGUAAUGCCAUGUCUACCAUGACUCCAAAGGUGGUGAUGUUUUCCAUGGAUGUGGGGAAUACACCAAAAGGUCAAGAACAGGAUAAUGAUGCUCACCAGAACAAACUGGAGGAUAUGAUAAAGGAACUGUCAACAUCUUUGACUGCUGUGAAACACGAACAGGAAUAUAUGGCUGUUAGAGAUCGCAUCCACCGAGCAAUCAAUGAAAACACCAACUCCCGGGUCGUACUGUGGGCUUUCUUUGAAGCUAUUGUUCUGGUCUGUAUGACAGGAGGUCAGAUUUUCUACUUGAAAAGAUUUUUUGAAGUCAGAAGGGUAGUGUAAAUGUAUGAAAAAAAAUAGUAAAUGUUUGAAGUUUUGGGGUAAUUUUGAAUUUUUUUUAUCCUUUUUUGUGUGCAUUAGUAUGUAAUAUUAAGCAAAUAAAUCUUUUUUUUUCUUUUUUUGCAAUUUGUUUAAUGGACACACAAUAAAUUAACUGUAUUUUCUGGGGACAUACUAAGUUAUUAACACUUUUUUUAAUGAGUCAAAAUAGCUUACUCCAAUGAAGAGUAUGCUCAUCAGUUUUAUAGCUUUUAAUAGCCACAAACAAAUCAAUGAAGUAAACUCUCAAUUUGAAGGGAUUUGAAAAUCUUAUUUUUUAAAUAUCUAUGAAGAACUCAUUUUUGCUGCUGAAUUAAGAAAUAGCAUUUAGCAUAAAUAUUACGAGAUUUAGUGAAUUUAAAAUACAGUAACAAGUUAAUUUAUUUUUUUAUAGAAUCAGGAAUUGUAGAUGGAAAAGAGGUUUCUGUUUGCUGAACAAAAUAAUUUUUUUGUGUUGUGAGCAGUUAAAAUAUGUUAAAUUGGAAUAGUUGUAAUAGAAGAAAACUACCCAGAAAAUAGUAAACCUAUCAUUUUCA
Limulus polyphemus (Atlantic horseshoe crab) is the source of this 1043-nucleotide messenger RNA. Its product is annotated as transmembrane emp24 domain-containing protein 2-like. The coding region runs from base 1 to 471 and encodes 156 amino acids. The transcript has 4 exons. The record is from RefSeq and is a predicted model, not a curated record. Gene Ontology annotation, biological process: endoplasmic reticulum to Golgi vesicle-mediated transport; intracellular protein transport; Golgi organization. Gene Ontology annotation, cellular component: endoplasmic reticulum; endoplasmic reticulum-Golgi intermediate compartment; Golgi apparatus. Lineage: Eukaryota; Metazoa; Arthropoda; Merostomata; Xiphosura; Limulidae.